CUCUAGCCAAUCAGAAGCAGCUGUGCCUGCCUCUCCCCUCCCCCUCCACCCAUCGGGCCUAGUACGCAACGGAAAAAGGUGGGAUGGGCGUGGUCACAUUCCUUCCGUCGGCAGCGACCAAUCAGCGGCCGCCGCUGGCAGUGACGCACGCGCGCGCCGGGCGCUCUCCCAUUCACAAGGCGGGCGGUUAGGAGGGGGAGCGGAAGCAGGGCCUCGUGCGCGCGGUGACGUCACUAGCCGGCGGAGGAUACCAGAGCGAGACCCGGGCACCGGCGGACACGUGACCUCACCCCGAUCACAGCCAGUCAGGGAGGCAGCCAGUCAGCCAUGGGCGACGGAGAGAAACUCAACAUCGACUCCAUCAUACAGAGACUGCUAGAGGGUAAUAAUAUAAUAAUAUAUAAUAUAUACUGUGUAAUAAUAUAUACAGAGAUAGAGGGUAAUAAUAUAAUAAUAUAUAAUAUAUACUGUGUAAUAAUAUCAUACAGAGACUGCUAGAGGGUAAUAAUAUAAUAAUAUAUAAUAUAUACUGUGUAAUAAUAUCAUACAGAGACUGCUAGAGGGUAAUAAUAUAAUAAUAUAUAAUAUAUACUGUGUAAUAAUAUCAUACAGAGACUGCUAGAGGGUAAUAAUAUAUAAUAUAUACUGUGUAAUAAUAUCAUACAGAGACUGCUAGAGGGUAAUAAUAAUAUAAUAUAUACUGUGUAAUAAUAUCAUACAGAGACUGCUAGAGGGUAAUAAUAAUAAUAAUAAUAAUAUAUAAUAUAUACCGUGUAAUAAUAUCAUACAGAGACUGCUAGAGGGUAAUAAUAAUAUAUACUGUGUAAUAAUAUCAUACAGAGACUGCUAGAGGGUAAUAAUAAUAUAUACUGUGUAAUAAUAUCAUACAGAGACUGCUAGAGGGUAAUAAUAAUAUAUACUGUGUAAUAAUAUCAUACAGAGACUGCUAGAGGGUAAUAAUAAUAUAUACUGUGUAAUAAUAUCAUACAGAGACUGCUAGAGGGUAAUAAUAUAAUAAUAUAUAAUAUAUACUGUGUAAUAAUAUCAUACAGAGACUGCUAGAGGGUAAUAAUAUAAUAAUAUAUACUGUGUAAUAAUAUCAUACAGAGACUGCUAGAGGGUAAUAAUAUAAUAAUAUAUAAUAUAUACUGUGUAAUAAUAUCAUACAGAGACUGCUAGAGGGUAAUAAUAUAAUAAUAUAUAAUAUAUACUGUGUAAUAAUAUCAUACAGAGACUGCUAGAGGGUAAUAAUAUAUAAUAUAUACUGUGUAAUAAUAUCAUACAGAGACUGCUAGAGGGUAAUAAUAAUAUAAUAUAUACUGUGUAAUAAUAUCAUACAGAGACUGCUAGAGGGUAAUAAUAAUAAUAAUAAUAAUAAUAAUAUAUAAUAUAUACCGUGUAAUAAUAUCAUACAGAGACUGCUAGAGGGUAAUAAUAAUAUAUACUGUGUAAUAAUAUCAUACAGAGACUGCUAGAGGGUAAUAAUGCUAUAUACUGUGUAAUAUCAUACAGAGACUGCUAGAAGGGUAAUAAUAUAUAUACUGUGUAAUAAUAUCAUACAGAGACUGCUAGAGGGUAAUAAUAUAAUAAUAUAUAAUAUAUACUGUGUAAUAAUAUCAUACAGAGACUGCUAGAGGGUAAUAAUAUAAUAAUAUAUAAGAUAUACUGUGUAAUAAUAUCAUACAGAGACUGCUAGAGGGUAAUAAUAUAUAAUAUAUACUGUGUAAUAAUAUCAUACAGAGACUGCUAGAGGGUAAUAAUAAUAUAAUAUAUACUGUGUAAUAAUAUCAUACAGAGACUGCUAGAGGGUAAUAAUAAUAAUAAUAAUAAUAUAUAAUAUAUACCGUGUAAUAAUAUCAUACAGAGACUGCUAGAGGGUAAUAAUAAUAUAUACUGUGUAAUAAUAUCAUACAGAGACUGCUAGAGGGUAAUAAUAAUAUAUACUGUGUAAUAAUAUCAUACAGAGACUGCUAGAGGGUAAUAAUAAUAUAUACUGUAAUAAUAUCAUACAGAGACUGCUAGAGGGUAAUAAUAAUAUAUACUGUGUAAUAAUAUCAUACAGAGACUGCUAGAGGGUAAUAAUAUAAUAAUAUAUACUGUGUAAUAUAUCAUACAGAGACUGCUAGAGGGUAAUAAUAUAAUAAUAUAUACUGUGUAAUAUAUCAUACAGAGACUGCUAGAGGGUAAUAAUUGUGUAAUAUAUCAUACAGAUCUCUCUCUCCCAGUUGCUGUAUUAUGUUAUUAAAAUUAAUAACAUCAUACAGCGACUGCUUGAGGGUAAUAAAAUAUACUGUGUAAUAUAAAUAUACAGCGACUGCUUGAAGGUGAGACCCAUAUACAAAUAUAAUAAGAAUACAAAUAGACUGCUCGAGUGUAAUAAUAAGUGUGUGGGGUUUUUUGUUUUUUUUGUUUUUUUUUUUUAUAUCAUCAUACAGAGACUACUGGAGGGUGAGAGCCCAGGCAACCCGUAUGUUAUAAUAUACUGUAUAAUGUUAUACAGAGACUGCUAGAGAGUGAGAGCCCAAUGUAAUAUAUAAUGUAUUAUAACGUUUAUCAUAAAGGGGCUGCUCAAGGGAGUGUACUUUAUAGGGUAGGGCAUGGUGUGAUACAGAGGGAGCUUUAUGUACAGACUGGGGAUACAUAGUGUUAUAUAGAACAUGGUGUGAUACAGGGGGAGGCUUUAUAUAGAGACUGGGGAUACAUGGUGUGAUACAGGGGGAGGCUUUAUAUAGAGACUGGGGAUACAUGGUGUAAUACAGGGGAGGCUUUAUAUACAGACUGGAUACAUGGUGCUAUAUAGAACGUGGUGUAAUACAGGGAAGGCUUUAAAUACAUAUUGUGGAUAUGUUAUAUAGAACAUGGUGUGUGAUAUAGGAUACGACAUUGUAUAGGGAGUGAGGCUAUGUAGCAACAUAUAGAUCAUGGUGUUUAUAAAGGAGAUGGGCCUAAAUAGUAAAAUAUAGAUAAUGGUAUAUAGGAGGAUGCUUUGUAAAGAGAACAUUAUAUAUGAUAUAUAAUAAGGGGCAUUAUAUAGGGCAGGCAUAGGCAACCUUUGGCACUCCAGAUGUUUUUGGGCUACACAUCCCAUGAUGCUUUGCCAGCAUUAUGGGGGAUGUAGUCCACAACAUCUGAAGUGCCGCAGGUUGUCUAUCCCUGAUAUAGGGGCUGGACAGUACUGUGUAGAACAUGGUAUCAUAGGGCAUUCUAUAUAUAGUGAUUUGUAGCACCAGUCCCUAUAUAACAUAGUAUUACAUGGGAGAAGGUUUAUAUAUGAACUGGAUAUACAAAAUGCUAUAUAUUGUGUAGCUCUGUAUAGAAUAGUAUAACAUGAGUAGGGACUUGGGCUACAUGGCACAAUAUGAAACAUGGAGGGCCUUUUAAAUAGGAGAUGAGGCUACAAAGCGCUAUGUAGAAAAUGAUAUACUCCAAUAGGAGGGGGUUUUAUAUAGCGCGGUUUAGAAAAUGAUAUACUCCAAUAGGAGGGGGUUUUAAAUAGCGCUAUGUAGAAAAUGAUAUACUCCAAUAGGAGGGGGUUUAUAUAGCGCUAUGUAGAAAAUGAUAUACUCCAAUAGGAGGGGGUUUAUAUAGCGCUAUGUAGAAAAUGAUAUACUCCAAUAGGAGGGGGUUUUAUAUAGCGCGGUUUAGAAAAUGAUAUACUCCAAUAGGAGGGGGUUUAUAUAGCGCCAUGUAGAAAAUGAUAUACUCCAAUAGGAGGGGGGUUCUAACUGAAUAAUUAGAAUGUGGAAUCGUGCAGUGCAUUUGUAUCUGUAUGGGGUUUUUUUUGUUUUUUUUUUCACUUAUAACUUUCCUCAAUGUGAAUGUAAUAUGAAGGGGUAAUUAAAUUAAAAUAAUUGGGUGCAGGUUUUUUAUAUGAAUUGACUCAGUGGAUCAAUUGAACAGUUUAUUGUAUCUGCCCUUAUGUUAAACUGUUCAAAUAAUGCAAGUUCUUCAUCACCUGUAUUGUGAAGGGGACUGCUUAGCAACAAAAACCUGAUCGCUAAAUAAAUCCCAGUUUUGGUUUUCCCCUUGUUUAAUUCUGAUCUUUGUAAAUGUGGAUUUACAAUAUACCGUGAUGUAUCGGCCUGUAGGGUUUACUAAAUCAUGUAUGUAUUUUUAUUGUGACCUUGAAUGUUUGUUUAAUAUAUAAACCGCUGAAUUGAAGGUGUUUUUAUUUUUUAUCCCACAAUUAUACACUGAAAUUGAAAGUUCAAUGAAUUUGUUGUGAAUAAACUUGACCAGUGUCUGAGUUCUUUUCGUGAGUAUGAUUUAACUUAUAUUUUUUAAAUGUACUUCAUAGCUCACUGUCUAUAGACUAGAUCAGGUUUUCUUUCCCUUUGAAAAUAUCAGAUUUUGAUAUAAGUAUUAUUUCAGUCGGCAGUCUGGAACUUGCAAAAGUAGCAAACAUGGGACUUCAGUGGUUUGGUUUAUAAUAACUAUAAUCAGAAGCUUUUAGAGGGAAUGAUUUUUUGCUAAUUAGCACCUUUACAGCCCUUGUGUGUUUAGUGCUCAUUGCUUUGGGACUCUUAAGUGUGUGGAGGCCUAAUGAUAAAGUAAAGAAUGGCUCUUACAUUUCUCAUUAUCUGUUAGAUGCCCCUAUCGUUGUAGUUUGAUCUAUUGCCACUCUGCAGGUUUGGGAGCAAAAUAAGGUUGGUCUUUUGUAUUCAGCCGCUGGUGUUUUAAAGAGAGGACGCUUUGCCCUUAUGAUUACUUGCAAUACAAGGGGGGGUGUUAACAAACCAUAUGGAAUGUAUUAAUGCACACUGUGAUUGGAGAAGGACAUUGUUAAAGUCUAAUGGAGAAGGGAAAGGAGUGCCACAGAAAAGGUGCAGUCCUGGAGAAGUCUUGGAGGCGAGCAUCAGAGGUGGGAGUACGGACAGAGGAUAGGCGUAGGUCUUCGGCAGGGGCCUCGACAGGACAUAUUUGUGUAUUAGAGAGGAUAGGUAGGUUGGAGCAGCAUUAUGUAGGGACUUGUAAGCAAGCACCAGAAUCUUAAAUUAAGCCCUAUGUCUAAGUGGAAACCAAUGUAGGGACUGACAUAGGGGGGAGGCAUUUAAGGUGCGGGAAGACAGGAACAUAAGCCUCGCCGCCGCAUUCAUUAUAGAUUGCAGCGGUGCAAUCUUGGAACACGUAAGACCACUGAAAAGGGGAUUGCAGUAGUCAAGGCGAGAAAGAACGGCAUGGACCAGCACCUUAGCUGCGCCUGUUGUUGAAUGCUUGAAGGAAAUGUACCGUAGGAAAGGGAGAGAUCGAAACUUUUUGUGAGGGAGACAGUGUGCAGAUGAGAUUCGAGGGAAUAGGAUCAAGGAAACAGGUGGUGGGGCAGGAGGACCGGAGCAGAGCAGAAACCUCUUCCAUUGUAGUAAGUGCGAAUGAGCAUAGAACAGCGGAGGGAGUGGGGUUGGGUGAUGUAUUGUAAGAGGAGGGAGAGAGGUUAGAAAUGGACAUGGAUGCUAUUCAGGUUGCAGUCUGUGCUGCUGCUUUUGACGGUAGAUUACGUGAGUGUGUGUGUAUGUAUAUGUAUGGUUAUUUGUAUAAUCCAUCUUCAUUCUGUGAAAAGCAAUAUAGCUACAAAGUCCUGCUUGAUUAUUUAAACUGUCAGUGGUGGAUUUAAAAAAAACUCUGUGCCCCCAUCUACGUGGGGAAGAGGAAUUAAAUACCAGUUCAUAUUCCAUUGAUGUAAACCCCUCGCCGUGUUUUUUUUUUUUUUUUUUUGGUCAUUGGAUACAGUUUGAACAUAGUGCUCUUUUUGACGUGACACUCGCAAUAAAUUGUAUAAUUAAGCUGUAACAGCCCACAUCAUACUCGUUGGCGUUUAGCGAGACAUCUUGCUUGACUCCUUGAUAUUGUAGAGGAAUAAUGAUUUCUUAUGAUGAAUGCCACUAAACAUACUAGGGAUUUUUCUCUGUGGAAAAUUUAGCUUAAUACUUGGUUUUACCUGCUGCUAAUUGGAGGGCACAAAUAUGAGGCCUUUGCUUCUAAAUCUGUUAUUGCCAAAGGCUAUGCUUUAGAAUGAGCGGUCUUCUAUUAAAUCUCACCUCUGCGUCCUAUUCUACAGAUUCUGUUAACGUACCAUGCAGCUCAAGCUGUGACAGAGCCAUGUGCUUGGUUUAAUAGAUGUACCUUAGUACAUGGAAUUCGUCUUAUUUCUCAACUUCCUAAAAUGUGAUUGGCUCCUAAACUCAAAAUGGUAAUUACCUGUUUAUUUCCGUUUGGUUUUUAAUAUUUUGCCGGUAACUUCCCACUAGAAUCCAAGGAGAUUAGUACAUCUUGAACCAGCUGGCUAUGUCUAUAGUUGCCAUCUCUGUCUCAUGUAUAUGCUUGUCGAAGAAGAUGGCUUGCCAUAAAUAUGGAUAAUGGCGGUAUAGCAGGCAGGUUAAUAUUGAAAGGGGUGCACUCCUCAAUGGUUUACCUGAAAGCAGAACUAUCUCUGCUCUGACACGUCUCUGCAUCAAUACACUGUUAAAGCAUUGUCUGGUGUUAGCCGUGUGUGUUAGAGUUCUUCAGCAUUUUCUUAUCUUGGUCAAUAUGCCUUCAGGCUUUUUUUUUUAUUUUAAUUUUUUUAUUCCAUAGUGCUGUGCAUGUCACCGUUAAUUAUACGUGGUGUGGUCUGGCUGUGACAGGACAGAUGGCUGUACACUGUAAAUUAAAAAUCAAAGCGGUUACAAACUAAAAAGCCGAUUAAAAUGUAUCUAACUUGUUUUGUUGAAAUGUGCAAUUAUCUCACGUGCCUGUUCUGCAGUGAAACCUUUCUUCAUAGUGUUAUGUCAGGGUAGCUUUCAUACACUGCUCAGAGGCAAUACAUUAACAAAAUCCCUUUCUAUAGAGGAUCUUAUAUUGUGUAAUGAAAGGGUUUAACUCUUGUACUGCCCAUGGCACUAAGAUGUGAAGUGUUAUGGUGGAGCUGGGAGUGUCCAUUGACGACUGUGUAACAAUUCUUACCUUGUCAGUGUUUGAAUGAGUUUGUGUUGGAAACACCUGAGCUUACUCCCAGGUCCAUCGAUACUCGUUAACUGCUAGCUAGAGCUUAUUAUCAGCAACCCUGCGAGUUAGGGCAGGCCUGAAAGGAGGUGUUGGAAGGGGAUGUGGUAAAGGUGGGGCUCGCUGGUUUUUCAAAGCAGUCUGUCAUAUAAAAUGGCCAUUUGUUCUCCGGUCUUUAAAUGUCUUUGUAGUGCAAUUUGCAAUGAAUCUCUUCUGGGCAGUCACCUGCUUUUGUUCCCUUUUGGAAAUAAAGAUUUGUUUUUAUAUAUUUUUAUCCUUACAGUAUAACUAAUCGAGCCGGGCCUGGCUGCUGUCUUGUCUUCAUUUGUGGAAACCUGUUGUAUUGAUUACAAUGGCGAUCAAUAGUGCAUUGCACAGAGAACCUAAUUAAAUUCCUUUGAUUAAUGUGUUUGUGCCAUGUACUCUGUGAAAAACUACUCUAUGUGAAGAUUGGAUUUACUGAUGUUAAAAUCUGCAGUGCUAGUAGUUGUUCAUAUGAACCCAGGUUUUGGCAAAUUUUAAAAUAAUUUUUUUAACAUAUUGAAGCAGUUUUGGUGUAUAGAUCAUACCCCUGCAGUCUCACUGCUCGAUUCUCUGCUGCCUAGGAGUUAAAACAAAUUUAUUUUCCUGUUUUAUGUAGCUCUCCUCACUGUAACUCACAGCCUCUAUGGGAAAAAGUUAUGUUUUUAGCCAGAUGUUAACUUGCUUUAGAAGUUUUAUCUCCUGCUCUGUAAAUUUACCUUUAAUCACAAACAGAAGGCUCCUGCAAAGUCUAGGAGACUAUUAACAGAGCAGGAGAUAAGAAAUCAUAAACUAAACAUGUGCAAUAAACAUUCUCUUUUUACAGGAAGUGUUUAGGAAUGCUAUGUGAGUCACAUUCAGGGGUUAACUCCUUAAAGGGACAUUCCAGGCACCCAGACCAUUUCUGCCCAUUGGAGUGGUCUGGGUGCCAACUCCCACUACUCUUAACAAUGCAACUGUAAUUAUUGCAGUUUUUUAUAAACUGCAAUAUUUACCUUGCAGGGUUAACUCCACCUCUAACAGCUGUCUACUAGACAGCUAUUAGAGGGCACUCCCUGAUUCAUAGCAAAGAUUUUCUUUGCUAGAGCGUCGCUGGACGUCGUCACGCUGUGUGAGGACCUCCAGUGUCGCUCAAUUCCCCAUAGGAAAGUAUUGAAAAUCUUUUUCAAUGCUUUCCUAUGGUGAGACCUAAUGCGCAUUAGGUUUCCUCAGCCGGCAAGCGGGAUCAGUCUCGCCCACCAGCUGACGUGAUUACUGGGUGGAGCGACGCUGAGGGACAUCAGCGGGGUCUCAGGUAAGUGACCUGAAGGGGUUUUCACCCCUUCAGCUACAUGGGAGGUGAGAGGGUACCUGCAGUGCCAGGAAAACAGAUUGUUUUCCUUUAAUGGCAGAAACUUGAGACUGCGGAGAGUGUGUGUGUGUGUGUGUGUGUAUUCUCUCAAACCUACUUCAUUAAACUAAAAUUGUUUUCGUGCCUAUAGUGCCGGGAAAAGAAAACUAGUAUUAAUAGGUCCCUCCCGCUGGGCUGAAGGGGGUUUAUCCCUUACCUUUCUCCAGCGCCAGGCUCCCUCAGCGCUGGGAACUGUCAUCCUCCUUCGGACAUCAGCUUAAUGCGCAUGCGCGGCUAGAGCCACGCACGCAUUCAGUUAGUCCAUAGGAAAGCAUUCUCAAUGCUUUCCUAUGGACGCUGGCAUCUUCUCACUGAAAAUCAGUCUGAAGUGCCUCUAGCGGCUGUCAAUGAUACAGCCACUAGAGGCUGGAUUAACCCAUAUGUAAACAUAGCAGUUUCUCUGAAACUAUGUUUACUGCAGGCAGGGUUAACCCUAGAUGGACCUGGCACCCAGACCAUUUCAUUGAGCUAAAGUGAUCUGGGUGCUUAUAGUGGUCCUGUAAGUCAUAACAUGCCUGGCAGGUGGUAAGGACAGAAGCUUAAUCGCUCAGCUUGUGUAGAGCUAAAAUUCAAAAGAGAAGGCCUAAAAACUUAAAGGGACGCUAUAGGUACCCAGACCACUUCACCUAAAUGAAAUAAUCAGGGUACACUGUCCCUCCUUAGCCAUGCAAUAUAAAACUGCAGUUUCAAAGAACUUUGCAUGAGGGCAUCAAGCAAAGUCCUAUAGGAGAGCCUUGAUUCAAUGCUUCCUGUGAGGAAGGUUUAAUGCAUGCAGUGCUCACCGCACAUGCACAUUUUGUCCCCUAUCAUCGGCAAAGUACCCAUCGCUGGGGGACCAACUGGGGUGUGUAGGGGUGGGCAGAGAGACUUUAGUAUUAAAGGGACACUAUAGGCACCCAGACCAUAUCAGCUCAUUGAAGUGGUCCGAGUGCACUGUUCCGGUCCCUUAACCCUGCAAUGGUAAUUAUUGCUGUUUUUGAGCAAUAAUUACAUUGCAGGGUUAACUCCACCUCUGGCUCUGGGUGGUUAGACAACCAAUGGUCACCUAACUGACUCUGGAAAUCAUCACGCUCUGCAUGAGGACAUCCAGUGUCACCCAACACUCCAUUGGAAAAUAUUACUGACCUCUGUAGGGGAAGACUCGUGGCAGAGCCUAAAUCAGGCCAAGGGACAUCGGUGCUGGAAUCAGGUAAGUAACAGAAGGGCACUGUUUUCCUGGCACUAUAGUUUCCCUUUAAGAAUACAUAUUUGGCUAAAGUGUUCCUUUAAGGCUGGCAAAGAAUCAUGGGAGUUAUGGUUUAGAACUGCUGGAUGAAGGGAUAAAUUGCCUAUUAUGACCCUUGGGUUUGAAAAGCAUGAAAGUGGAAAGAGAUUUCGGUUAGGAGAGGUUUGACACUACACGUAUGGCUUUUUAAGUAUCUGCACCAACACUUCUUUUUCAUCCACAGUCAAAGGAUGUCGCCCAGGGAAGAAUGUUCAACUGACGGAAAAUGAGAUCCGGGGAUUGUGCCUGAAAUCUCGUGAAAUCUUUCUGAGCCAACCUAUCCUGCUUGAGUUGGAGGCCCCACUCAAGAUCUGCGGUGAGUACAGACUCUUCUAGUUAGAUAUUCUGCAUUUCACUGGUAGGUUGGUCUCCUCUUGGCUAUUUACAGCCAGUGCAGAGAGAAGUUAUGAUUUGUGUGCAGCGUCCUCUACCCCUCAUUGUUUCCAGAUAGAGUAAAGUGUCUGUCGUGCUAUAGCUUUACUUCUUUUGUUUGUUUUCAGUCAACUUUUUAUCUGCUCAUCUUGCCUUGGCAUCUCUCUCAGUAGACCAGACUGAUCUUGAAAUUCUAGACAAGUGAUGCCUUGGCAGGAGUCAUUAAGCACAACUAGAACCUGUUUGCAGAGAUGGCUGAUGGAAUCUGUGUUCCAAAAAAAAUACACUUUACAAUGUUUGUUUUUUUUUUUUUUUUUUUAAAACAGCAAUGCAAUUCAUUAUUUUUUAUUUAUUUAUUUUUUUAUUUUUUUUUUUUACUGGGAACAGUCUUCACACUUCCUCUCCACCAGCUCUUCAAUGUUAGUGUUUUUGAUACACUUUCUUUUUUCUUCUCAAUGCUUUGUGUAGUUACACUUUUAUUAUUUUUUUGUCCUGUCCAUAUUUAAAUUAACAAUUUCAAUAGAAAUCAGCACUAUGAACACUGAUCCACCUGCGUUUUGAAAGACUUCUCACUGAAGUCUGUAUGGACUGCAAUGCCCACGGGGCUGAUUUGCAAGGUGUCUCCAUGAAAGGCCUUUGGUGUUUUGUCAGAGAAGAAUAGGAGUGCUUGCAGUAGCUGGCGAUUCUAGAGGCCUGGGGUUUUUUGGCGGGGUUGGGGUUUAAUGCUGUCAGAACAAAUGACAUGUCUUGUUUGUAGGGUAUAUCUACUAAAUAGUUUAAGCUUAUUCCGUGUUGCUUUUAGAAGUGAUUUCUAUGGAAAAUCUCAUGAGACGUGGGUGGCUGAUGUUACUGGAAGGUAUUUAUAACUGGGGUACCCAAAAGGUAGAUCCCCACAUAUUUUGACUUCACCGUGCUUUGCUAUUCUCAGUGUUGCCAACUGAAGCUCAUUGCUGUAGUAACUGAGCUUUUGUUGGACAACAGAAAUGCUUCUUAUAAAGUUAGUUCCUGUAUUGUGUGGUUUAUUUUAUUUUUCUGUGUAGCGUCUUUGUUUUUGGAGUUUAUUUUAAAAAAAAAAGUGCAUGUCAAGUGGUUACUAAUGAAGUUCUAAUUUUAAAGCGACACUGUGACCAUGCUGCUUUAAACCAGAAUGUGGUGGGUCCCUUUAGUCAUCAGGGUGUGGGUGUUUGUUUAGAAAAGAAUUGGACAACCUUGAACAUGCAUCAAGCUGUUCUCGAUCUGUGAUUCAUUGCCAACCCAAAGCUGGCAAAGCAUAUUGGGUAGCUCUAAAACAGCUGAGGUAUACAUUCUCACCACACGUGUUUGGGUGUCAUGGGUGGGGUGAAUCAGGGUCCAGUUUGAUUCACUAGGUGAAUAACUUCCGUUCUUCUCCCUUACCAGGUGAUGUACAUGGCCAGUACUAUGACCUCCUGAGACUGUUUGAAUAUGGCGGGUUUCCUCCAGAGAGUAACUAUCUGUUCCUUGGGGACUAUGUGGAUCGUGGGAAGCAGUCACUGGAGACCAUCUGCCUGCUUCUCGCUUACAAGAUCAAAUAUCCAGAGAACUUCUUCUUGCUGCGUGGGAACCACGAGUGCGCCAGCAUCAACCGCAUCUAUGGCUUCUAUGAUGAAUGUGAGGAUUUUAAAUAAAGGGGCUUGUUUAUUUCUAGGAAUCAAGCUGAUGAGGGCAGGGUGUUUCAGUCCCAUUGAUACUGACUGGAUUCUGGUUUUUAAAGCGUUAAAUAGCGUCACCGCAUGAUGUGGGCUGUCUGAUGUAUAGCUCCUGGCAGUUCAUGUCCGUUGCUCUGCUUUCUUGGUCAUGGCAGCCUGGGAAGUGUUGGCUCUGACAUCCUUCUCCAUUUUUAAAGGAUGACGUUGAUAUUUUGAUUCUGGUUAAACAGACUUUGGGCUGGGCACUGCAUAGGGCUCAUGCCUAGUGUCUCAAGUAAAACAAGGUUAUUAAAUUGCAGCCACAAGCUCUGGUCAUGCAAAACCUAUUCCAAGUGGAAGGACAAUGGCAUCUGAAACUGGAAUAGAUUCCAUUAAUCUUCGAGUACUAGUGUUCUAUAUGAAGUGGAAUCCUCUGACUUCCUCUGUAAAGUACACAGCAAUAGGUAAAUAGAUCACUGCAGGGUGGGCAUAUCGUCUUAGACGGAGAGCUGCUGGCAAUAAUUAGUUUGCAGCUUCCAAUGCAGAGAUUUAUAACAAGAUAAAAAUGAAGGAUUAAUUUGUUAAAACACCCAUUACAUUUUAUAUUGAGACCAUUAAAAACAAUUCUCUUGUGUAUUGCCCACAAUGCCCUCUUCAUUAUCCUUAUAAAGAGUCUGGCCUGCUCGGUUUGUGUGAUUACAGAUGGCAUCUGUAACGUCAUAACAAGACACAUGGUUGUGUUGACAUUACAUUUUAGACAUGGUCUUGCAACACUUUCCCUAAACAAAUGCUCCUAGACUCCUGUUUUAGCUUUCAGAUAUUGAAACCAUAUCUGCCCUUUUACGUUCUGUAACAUGGAGCGCCCUCUUCUUACAGGUAAGAGGCGGUAUAACAUCAAACUAUGGAAGACUUUCACAGACUGCUUUAAUUGUUUACCAGUGGCUGCAAUUGUGGAUGAGAAGAUCUUCUGCUGUCAUGGAGGUGAGGUUAGGUGUCCUUGGGUGUGGCUAAUUUUCAUGGGGAACUUAUUCUUGCUAUAAUCCACCUGCAAUAAAUCCCUUACGUGCCAAUUGCAAGAUGAAUAUCUAAUAUUCCCCAGACAUGUCAUCCUAUAAAUGUGUACCAGCAGUACUUAUUUUUUUUUUCUGACCGCAAAUUUAAUUAUUUUGUUAUUUUAAUCCAUUUAAUAGUGAAGACCAUACACUUGGACAGACUGACAAUCUUUAUCAAGUUAUUCACUAACGUGAGAAUUUCAUAUUUAAGGUAAAAAUAGCCUAAACUGAACAUUUCUUUAAUUCAGCGAUUAAUGGGUUUAAAUUUAACAUUCAUUGAAUUCUCACUUUAGUGACUAAAUUUGUCUUUCUCUUCUCUCUUUAUUAGUCUCUCGUAAAAAAUUAUUUGUGUUUUUUCAGGACUUUCCCCUGACUUGCAGUCUAUGGAGCAAGUGAGGAGGAUCUUGCGCCCCACAGAUGUACCAGACCAAGGACUUCUAUGUGAUCUGCUGUGGUCUGACCCAGAUAAAGAUGUCCUUGGUUGGGGUGAGAAUGACAGGGGAGUUUCAUUCACCUUUGGAGCAGAUGUUGUGGCCAAAUUUCUUCACAAGCAUGACCUGGAUCUAAUCUGCCGAGCCCACCAGGUGAUCCCCUUUCAUUGGGAUUUAUUUGUAUUUUAUUUUAUUUAUUUUAUCUCUUCCUGGUUUUUGUUCCUUCCUUAUUUAAAGUCCUUAUCUUAUUCCUUCACAGGUGGUAGAAGAUGGCUAUGAGUUCUUUGCUAAGAGACAGCUGGUGACCUUGUUCUCGGCUCCCAAUUACUGUGGAGAGUUUGACAAUGCUGGCUCCAUGAUGAGCGUGGAUGAAUCACUAAUGUGUUCUUUCCAGGUUCGUUUUGGUAAAAUGACGAUCUAGGUUCAGAAAUGGCACACAUAGCUGUUAAACUUGGUGGGGUAAUCUAGAUCAAAGACAUGCUCACAAUUAUUUUUUUGACCCAGAUUAUACGGUAUGAUUGCCAUCCUUUUAAACAUUUGUGACCUUUACACUAUACAAUAAAUAAAUCUCCCUUUUAUAUUAUGAAAUUUUAAUUGCAUUGUAACUGUUAUGUGUGAGAACCUGAAAUAAAUUAAUGGAUAUGACAGAAAAGACCCCAGUUAUAACCUUUACAUUUUAUUUAUAUUUUUAUUUUUUUCCUGUGGGUGAAGGCCAGUCUCCAUAUGCAGAUGUUUAGUCAAAUGUUGGGCCAAAGUAAGUGGACUGGUUGACUUUAAAAGGAAACCUGUUGGGGGGGAGGGGGGGGAGAGGGAGAGAGAAGCUUACUAUAGUGCCCCCCUACAUCGCAGAAACUAUUUUGGCCAAAAAUGAGACAUUUUGAGCUUGGGCAUAUUCCUGUUAUACCCUAAUUUAUAUAAAGGGUAAGUAAUUGGUUAUUUGGGUAACUUGCCAAAGGACUUGGUUUAGAACUUCAGGGAACUCCAUAUAAACAGUAUGGCUUCACAGAUACUCUUUAAAAUUUGACUUUUUAAAAAAAAUGUAUUUUCUUAUACAGAUCCUGAAACCUGCUGACAAGAAACUGUUUGCUUAUGGCGGAGUUAACCAGACCCGCCCCGUUACCCCACCCAGAAAUUCGGCCAAGAAUAAACAGAAGAAAUGACAUGUCGAGGCUCCUACCAGCUCUUCCCCGACUCCCCGCCACCUCACACACUGACCUCCGGCCUCGUUUCAUCUGAACUUUCUCCCUCUCUCCCUUGGUAGUGGGAGGUGGAGGCUGAGAGAUUCUACUUACCUCGCACUGACUUUUGGGAUGAGGGGGAGGAUGGAGGGCGCCUGCGAAAUGAGCUGAUUUUCUGCCUUAAUCCUUAGAAGCGGCCAGCGAGAAUCGCUGCAUCUACAACCUCGCAAGCUGCAGGCACGGAAGAAAAAUAACUAGUUUCUCAUGGCAAUGCCUUAAUGCAAGUGAAUACCGGUAAAUCAGAUGAAAUCUCAGGGUUACACCUUACAGGUCUUGCAAAUUUCUGGACAAUAGCAAAAAAAUCAAUCAAAUCCUCACUUUGUAGCCUAGUAGCUGCAAAUGGUUAACUUGUCUACCUGCAUUUCAGUAUGCCUGGGCUUUCUCUAGCUCUCUAACAAGGGGUCUUCAUUUUGUGACAGCUGGAAUAUAUAUUUUUAAUUUUUUUUUCUCCUCUGAACAUUGCCCAGUGAUCCAUUCCAGACAUACUAGUCUACACAUGUCUUAUGGCUAUAAUCCUCUUAUUUUUCUGUAUCUAAAUUGCCUGUUGGUUUGAGAGUGGUAGGGCUUGGCUACAUUACUGGUGGGUUCCAGGUAUCCUGCUCAGCCAAUCAUAAAUAGCUGAGAAUUAUAAUUUACAACACUUGAAGGUCUAAGGAAGGAGUCGGUUUAUUUUAUUUUUGGUUCCCUUUCCUUAAUGAGGGAGUUGCCAAAUUUGGGGGAUUAAGUAAUUGGAUCACAAUUUAUAAAAAAAAAAAUAUUCUCUCUCCCAUGACUGUCCUUUUCAAAUGUGGCAACCUGCAUGCUAUGUCUUUAUUUUUUUUUUUAUUUUAAAUCAAUUUUUUUUCUUACAUUUUGGCUGCAGUGUUUGUUGGGUUUAAUUCUAGAAUACUGUAUGUUGCCUGCCAUCUAGGUAUUAUGAGAUGGGACCAACGACCAAUCACCUCACCUUUGGAAUUGUGUAAUGAAAAGGGAAUCGGAAUUAAAGGAGCAUGUCUUCCGAAUACUUUAGAAGGCCAUGCACUGACAUGGGAUACUCUGCUGUCCUAAUACUUGUGGACCAUCUGUGUAACCUUGGAGAGGUAGCUAAAAGGUGCAUAACCACUAUGGUGCUUCUUGCGUUGCUGCUGUAAAUUCUCGUGGUGUUAUACGGUUUAUGCGGCAGUGUGAAAGAACCAAUCAGAGCUCUGAAGGGUUUUUUUUUUUUGUGUGUUCCGCUUCUCACUUUCUUGUCUCGCACUGCUUUAUGUGCAGAUCUCCCAUGUGCCGGAAUGUCACUUUAAAUUUCCAAAGCUUCCACCCAAUUUUAAUUAAUUUCCUGAACCACUACUCUGUUUGCCUCUUAUUUUAUUUUUUUUAAUUCGUAGGCCAUCCAUAUGUGGUAGUGAGUUACACAUGUACUUUUUUUGUGAAAAUUUUUGUUGACCUAUUAAAAAGGAUGUGAGCUUGAUAUCCAUUGUCUACUGUAAUAGGCCUACUGUGUAAAUCGACCAAUGAAAUGAUUUUUGUAGACGUUGACACUGAAUCCCUUGCUUGUUGAGGCACCAAUUGGACUCUGCGUGGCUGGAUAAGGAUGGGGUUCCCCAUGGAUGGGAUGAAGACUGUUUUACCUGCUGUAUGGUUCUGCAUACCUAUAAGAAGGGAAUGUGGUCAGCUGGGACUGAAAGGGGUUUGGGCCUCAGUGUGGGGGGGGAGGGGCGCAAUUAUUUUUGUGUUUAUCCUUCAAAGCUAUGAAUUGUGGCUUUUUAACUUUUUAUUCUGAAUUGAAAUGAAU
Messenger RNA from Pelobates cultripes (western spadefoot toad), 16163 nucleotides. The record is from the annotation of a GenBank genome assembly. Lineage: Eukaryota; Metazoa; Chordata; Amphibia; Anura; Pelobatidae.